GUACAGUAAAGUUACUUCCCUUAUCAAUUUUUUACUUUGAUAAGCAGAAGAAGUAUUUACUGGGACAUAAUGAACACAUUGAUGGUUGACAAGAAAUGCAUGAAGCGCUUCUGGUUCUUGGAGAUAAUCAUGCAAAGGUAAUCAUUUCAAUGAAUGAAGUUCUUUGAACUCGAGGCUGUAAACAAAUGUGAUAAUCUUGAGACAAAAAUCUUGAAAUAACAUGAGAGCAAAAGCUGCAGAAAGUCUGUGUGCCAUAAAAUGAUGACGGCAUUGGUGCCAUAUUAAUAUUGUAAAACGUUUCUUUGGUAACCAUUCUGUAAAAAGGAGUUGAAAGCGUGUUAUAUAUGAAACAUUGGUGGCAGUGUGUGAUCAUGUUGAACAUCAGAGUGUCUUAACAAUUUUGGAGAUAUAAAGUGGCUUGUGAUCUACAUUCAGUCCAAAAUGCCUACAUAUGUACGUCAGAACUCACGAAUUUCGCUGUUUGCAUGCACCAGACCAGCAGAUGAGGAUAUUCUGUCUGAAGGAUCACACAUUAUGGACAUCCGGCAGCAGUUGGGAGAGCAGUUGAAAUGCCUCGAGGGUCGACUCGAGACCCAAUGUGCAAUGGUGCAGGAGAUCCAGGACUUUUAUCGACGCAAGGCGGAACUCGAGAUGGAGUACUCACGUAACCUCGACAAACUCGUCAAGAGCACCUGGUCUAGACACAAGCAAGAGAAACAGAGGCGAGAGAACUGGGACAAGUUCAGCACGUUCAACUGCUGGUCCCAGCUCCUGGAGAUCACGCGGCGACAGAGCCACGACCACGGCAUCCUGGCCGAGAUCUGCGGCACACACGUCUACAACAGACUGGCAGAUAUACAAGAAAACUCACAGCGCUUGUUCAAAAAAUGCAAAGACAUUGGGUCCACGAGCCAUGAAGACAUUUUAAAGAUCCUGUAUGAGCUUCAAAAGGCGAUGAAGACGUACCACUCGUACCAGCAGGAAAGCAAGUCAGCAGAGGAGGCGCUGAAGAAGGUGCAGUCCCAGAAGGCCAAGGUGGAGCAGCAGCUCUCCGGCAAGUCCCUCUCCACUAGCCGCAAGUUCAAGAAGAUUGAGAAACAAGAGGAUGAGCGACAGGAGAAGUACUCUGUAAACAAACUGAAGGCCCUGCACGCGCGCAAUGAGUACCUGCUGAACAUCGAGGUAGCCAACGCAGCCAUCAACAAGUACUUCUCUGACGAUGUCUCAGACCUCAUGGACUGCAUGGAUUUUGGCUACCAUAACUCAAUCAGCGGCACAGUGAUGAUAUACCAGACUGCGCACUGUAACAUGCGCAACUCCCACUUAAGCUCCAUAGAGUUGCUCAAUGACCUCAUAUCACAGAUGGACCCUCAGAACGACAAGCAGAGGUUCCUUGAGCUCAACAAUCAGGCAUUCAUGCUGCCCAAGAAAUUUGAAUUUCAGCCCUACAAAGGCGAUGAGAUGCGUCAGAUCAGUGCUCAAAGACCGGUUCAAGACCAGCUCAUCCAGAGUUUCAAAUCGUCCCAGAGUGUACUGGAAAAACUCAAACUAGAAAACGACGAGACGUGGAAGUCUCUGGAGGCAACAGAGAAGUCAUUGACAGAGCUGAUCAAUCGUAAGGAUGUGGAUGUGACCAGUCUGUUCAUGGAGGAGAACACCCCGCCCCGGUCUCCUCACGAGAGUGACAAGAAAAAGGCCCAACGACUGGAGACUGAGCGAUAUUACCUGGAAAAAUUUGAAUCCUACACCCUGAGCAAUAACCGCAUAUCUCGCCUGCAGGCCAAAUUCAACGCCAUUAAGAAGGCAUUGGGCGAGGACACGGUAUCAACGACUGGGCAACGAGUCAGACAAACUUCAAACUCAUCCAUGACGAGCCUUGAGAAAUUAAAUGGUUCAGAGCAGUUAGUGUUCCUAGAGUUAUCUAGCCGUAUAGGCGGGCUGCACCACAGGCCACCAUCUCUGCCCCCAAAACCAAAGAAGCGACGCAUUGGACGCAACCCACAGGUUGGUCAGCCGAAACUGUUUGGAGGAAACUUGGAAGAAUAUAUCGAGGCCACGAGCCAGGAGAUCCCCACGGUGAUCAAGAGCUGUAUACGAGUGCUGAACCUGUACGGUAUGCACCACCAGGGGAUCUUCCGCAUUCCUGGAUCACAGGUGGAAAUCAACGACCUCAAGAACGCUUUUGAGAAAGGAGACGACCCAUUAGCAGAUGAGGAGGACGCAUGUGACAAAAUAAACUCUGCUGCCGGGGUUCUCAAGAUGUUUUUCAGGGAGCUCAAACCUCCACUCUUCCCUCUGCCACUGUUUGAUGAGCUCAUCAACUGCAGCCGUCUGGAUGAACAGGCAAAGAUUGACAAGAUUAAGGAGCUGCUGCUAACGCUGCCUCGAACCAUCAUCGUCGUCAUGAGAUACCUGUUUGCAUUCCUCAACCAUUUAUCUGAAUAUUCCGAUGAGAACAUGAUGGACCCGUACAACCUGGCUAUCUGUUUUGGCCCCACACUGAUCCCUAUUCCCCCCGACCGCGAUCAGGUCACGUUCCAGAGCAAUGUCAACGAGGUCAUCAAGACAAUCAUCCGUAAUCAAGACGAGAUCUUCCCUGUUGAGGGAGGCGAAUUGUAUGAAAAGUGCAUUGUGGACAUGGGUCAAGAUUCCCUGGAUGGUAUGGAGGAUGAAGGUGACAGCACCAUACCAAGUGAUGAUGAUGAAGCAAAGAGAAAAAAGUAUUAUGCAUCUUGUAUCUCACUGUCAGAUACUGAAGUAUACGAGGCGACCGCACUCUACGAUUUCAAGGGUCGCACAGAAAAGGAGCUCUCGUUCAAGAAGGGAGAUAACCUUGUCUUGUACACCAAGGCCUCGGCAGAGUGGUGGGAGGGAGCGUUUGCAGGAAAGGAGGGGCUGAUCCCCUCAAACUAUGUCGCCAUCAAGCACCAACCAGAGCCUAAGAAAAGUGUGGCGUCUGAGGACAGCAGGAGCACAUCUUCAUCGUCGUUAUCUCUGGCCUCAAAGACUUCUGAGAAUUCACACAGCAAAGCUCCGUCUGUUUCCUCCAGUAAAAUGCUCGAGUCUGAUAUACUGGAACAUGAAGUAGUGAUGAGAAAGAAUGUUGCAGAAACUGUUAUUGUUGGACAUGUAAGCUUGCCAACGUCUGGCCCUACGAAUUUAAUGAGCCAGUCAAUGUUCACAGAUUCUCGUCUAGGGGACUCGAAGCUCAGUGUUAAAAGUGACGAGGGACCAAGGUUCCACCUGGGCCCAGGGGUAGAACUGUUGAAACGACAGAAUUCCAGUCCUGAGAGAUCUGAAUCAGACAGAUUAAGUGCUUCUGAUGAGAUUGCGAGCAUGGACAGCGUUUUAGCUGAAAUCAUGUCUGAUGUUCGAUCUCUGGAGCUUCAGCAAUCAACGGAGAGGAGAAAAAGUCUGCCCCUGAAUAAGUCCAAAACUUCUGCCAAACAUACCCCUGACCUAGUGCUGGAUUUACCCGAGGGUUCGAACUCUCCGACGUCACAGGACGGCAGUGACAGGGACAGCCCCACGCUGAGUGCUGCCGAGACUUUCGCGAAGUCUAAUCAAGGAACACUGAAGAAGGCAUCAUCUAUGCCUAGAAAUGUGCCAGCCACCACAGAUAUGUUCACUGAAAUUACUGUACAACAGAAAUCAAAUUCUUUGAACAAGACUGAACCAAUGUUAUCAACUUUUCACAGUUAUAAGCGUUUAGAGGAGACUUCGAAGUCAUCAAGUUCCAGUUCGUCUUCUGUUCGGAAGUUCAGUCUGGAUGAACAACACUCAAAAUCAUCUUCCACUUCAAUGCAAAGUCAGCAGACGUCAACAUUUGUACCUCCAAUUGUUGAGAAGCCCAGGCCGCCAAUCAAAGUGAAGCCUCCGGUAAUGAAGAAACCAAGCAGCCGGUCCCCGGAGGUGGCGCGCAAGCUGGAAACCGAUCUUGAUGAUGUACAGCAUAAAUCCACCUCCCCCUCAUCUUUUAAAUGAAAGGCACUAUCCCAAUAAUUGUUAGAAUGUGAAUGUCAGAGGUCUUGUCACCUCGAGGGUUAAACACUUUACCACUCAGAUACGUGUUUUACAUGUUUGUAGUCCCUUUUUAGAUCUUAUUAGAUUUGAGGCCUUUGUUCCCAGAUUCAAGUUUAAGAUUUCAUUUCCAACUCAAAGAUACUGAUUAGCAGCAAACGGCAUUAAACUUGAACAGAGUUACUCGCAAGCUGUUCUGGUGUUAUGCUGGUUGCUUAUAGCCAGUUUCACUUUACUUGAACAGAGUUACUCGCAAGCUGUUCUGGUGUUAUGCUGGUUGCUUAUAGCCAGUUUCACUUUACUUUUGAGCUAAAAAGGGUUAAGCAUUAUUAUGUAUGAAAUGUCCUUAAAUUAUAAACUUCAAUAUUUUAUUUAUUAUAUUGGUCUUUCUUGUAUUUUUCCAAGUCACUGGAACUUUUUUUGUAUAAUUUUGUAUAAAAUUACAAAUUGGUUUCAUUUAAAUGCUAGUUUAUGUGCAAUUUUUGAAUAUAAUAAAAUUGGAACAGUUAUUUAAUACAUUUAAAUACCUUAAUCAUGUAAAACUACAAAUUUUACUGUAGGUUACAGGUGAACUGAUACAGUAGAUGUGUUCAUUUAUGAAGACUUUCCUCAACAUUUUGCAAUUACUGAGCUUGCAUUUAUAAACUUUGUACAUUAAAGAGCAUAAUAGCCCUGUAAAUAGUAGAACAAUGUACAUAUAUGUAAAUAAUUAUCUAGUACUUGUGCGUGAUUGUCUCACCCAAUUACAUUAUUACGAAAGUUACAACAAAUUGUGAAAAAAUAGGUAUUGAAGUUUACCAUUUGUAAAUGAAAGUUCGAGGAAGAGAUAGUUAUUUCCACUAGUCAUAAGUAAGUGUUGCCUGUGUGAUAUGAGCUAUGAUUUUCAACAAUGCAACAAUCAUACAACAUAUUUCAUACAUCACUUGUUUUAUUGUUGGCCUAAACAAGAGAUAUUUUCACUUACUAUUAACUGUUUUCUACAUAUAAAAAUACAUGGUAUGCCCUGCCAAAUUCCUUAAAACUAUUUGGAUUUGUUAAAAAUGUAGCCAUUAAGGGUUUGGGCAGUUUUGCCAUUGCUUUAUGUCUACACUGAACAGUAAUUAUUAAGGAUAUAUUAUUGAAGUCUUUAUUAAAAAUUUAAUUGUUUUUUAUGUAUUUUUGAAAGGAACAAGUUCAGCUAGCUAGAGCACUUGAUUGCAAAUCCUAUGAUUGAGGGAUUUGAUUACUGGCUAGGCCAAGUAACUUGUGUGGUGAUUGGUCCUUACAUUACUUCUAUGGCCAUUCUUUCCCUACCUGUCAUUCAGGUAGUGCAAUUGUCAAUUACUAUACUUGACCCAUGGUAUGUGAAAUUGGGUAUGAUGCCAUAUAUAACCAAUGUAGCUCCAGACCAACUUAUGCAUUUGUGCAGUCUGCAGGCUGGUCAGGGGCUAUCCUAUCGGCUAAUAAGGUCACAAAAUCUUGCAUGACUAUAGUAGACGGGUAAGCUCCUGACCAGACAGCACCAAUGAUCAGACUGCUAUGGGACAAUGCUGGCUGCAUUUGGCAUAGGAUUCAUUUUCGCUGGACACUAUUUAGUAUGUGCACUUGUGCUGGUAAAUUCGCUUUCUAAAUAACAGAUAGUUGGUUAACUGACCGUGGUGGAAUGUGAGAAAUACUGUUGGUAAUGGCAAAAAAUAUAUACAAACCUAAAAAAUUUGAUUGAAAUUAAUUAUGCCGUACUUUUUUGCAGUGCGUUGAUCUAUAUUUAUGUAUAUCAACAGAUUGAAUCAUGAAUUGAUUUGUUGAAAAACUCAACGGGUGGUUUAGUUUGUUAAGCUGUUAGAAGUCAAAUAAUGUGGUUUGUUCAGUAUAAAUGAAUGGAUUCUACCUCUAAAAUUUUACAGACUUGUCUGUUGGGCAUAGUCUUUAAUAGUUUGUCCUGCGCAGUGGUACACAUAUUUUAAUUAAGUAAUGAUGUUUGAUGAAGAAACUUUGUUCUUUGAUACAGAGUGUGAAAUUUGGUAAAAUAGGUCUUACACAUUUGUUUUUUACAACAUUGUUAAGCAUUUAUGGUUAGUUAGUGUGUUAAUAAGUAUAAUAUUUUAUUAGGCAGAAAUGUGCAUGUUUCAAAUCAAUGUUUUGUGCAAAACAUGUGAAUUGUAAAUAUAAUGUGUACAGUGGUUUGUAACUUUGAAUAUGUGCAAUCUCAGCUUGUUAUAGUUGUGUUUGAUAAUUAAUUAUGUCUUGACACAUAUUAUUCGGAUAUGAAAUUGGUACUAUUCCAAUAUAAAUAUUCACAAGUACAUUUCGCUGUAUAAUAAAGACAUUUGUCUACAUGAUAAAAUACUAUUUUACGAUAAAUUGCAUUUACUGUGGCAUUAUAAUGUGUAUGUGUAAUAUUUACACAAGGCAAACAGCUGAACAGCAUCAUAUAUUAUGUACUGACUGAUAUUUUGUUACUAUGACAUUUUAAAUGUAAUUGGGCCAAGAGCAUAUUAAUAUUGUUCAUUAUAAAUGUAAUUACUACUAAAACUACUUAAUAAGCAAAAACUUGUUGCAUAAGCAGGUUUUACCAUCUCGAUAUAUAGAUGGCUAAAUGUUAAACAUCUAUAAUUACUAGUACGUGAUAUUUACAAAUAUAUAAACAAUAUUAGCUUACAUGAAGUUACUCAUCACUUUUUUGUUUGGAAGGGAUAAGAUUCAGCAAACUUGUUGAACUUCUUUGAUGUUAUUUGAAUUUCGUUGUUUUUAUCCAUUUUUGUGGAAGCAUGACAUCUUAUUAUGCAUUUAUUGUCUACAGAUAAAAGUAUCUAAUGCAAACAUGUUUGACCUGAUUGAAGAAACUCUACACAUUAAAGGCAGAGCUUAACACAAUGAUUGGCUGAUAAAGGUAACAUAAAUAUGACAUUUACUUUGCUUGCUUGUUACCUUUUUGUCAUUGAAUCUGAAUACUUUUGCAUAAACAGAUCUUAACAGCUUGGGUUUGCAAGCUAUUGGCAAACUGUGUGGCCAGUGUUAUAAAUAAAAUAAUUCACAUUUGUAACCUUUAUUCUUGUAUGCAGUGUGUUGAUUUUUAUAAUUACUGAUUGUGUUCAUUAUAUAUAUCUUGGAAUGUCAGAACAUAUGUAGAUGGCACCAUAUUUAUGUAUUUUACCGUUAAUCUUCACGAUACAUAUACACAUAUAUAGUAGCCUCAUUCUUGGACAACUGGGCCUAAUGCAUGUGCGUAAAGUGUCAUUCCAGAUUAGCCUGUUCAGUCUGCACACACUUAUCAGGUAUGACACUUUUUGCCUAGACUGGUUUUUCAUUACGAAGACUUUCUUUUAACUAAAAUUCCAUUAAGCUGAAAGUGUCGUCCUUGCUAACCAGUUCAAACUGAUUGGCUAAUCUGGGACGAUGCUUAACACGCAUGGGUCAAUCUUAGUUUUCCAAUAACACGUCUCAUAUGUUAAGAGUGUCUUGGUCUUGGUUCAGAUGUCUUAUAGUUCCUGUUUGAAAUGUACCCAAGUGAAGUUAGAGUAGGUAUAAAAUAACACUGUGAUUUCUGUUUGUAUGUAAAUAGUAUUCAAGAUAUAGCUGUUAUAAUUUGUGUAUGUAGAUAUCAUUGAACUUGUGCUAAUGUGGAAUGCCAUCUCUUGUGGCUUAAAUAAACAUCAAGAAAUUA
Molecule: messenger RNA, 7663 nt
Organism: Dreissena polymorpha
Lineage: Eukaryota; Metazoa; Mollusca; Bivalvia; Myida; Dreissenidae
Product: SLIT-ROBO Rho GTPase-activating protein 1-like
Exons: 21
Coding region: 442-3984 (1180 amino acids)
Biological process (GO): negative regulation of cell migration; signal transduction
Cellular component (GO): cytoplasm
Molecular function (GO): protein binding
Source: RefSeq, a predicted model, not a curated record